This is a messenger RNA of Symbiodinium necroappetens, 769 nucleotides long. NCBI's taxonomy places the organism in Eukaryota, Dinophyceae, Suessiales, Symbiodiniaceae. The record is from the annotation of a GenBank genome assembly.
AUGGCCAUUUCAAUCCGAACAGGAGUUGGCCUAGCCGCUUCCUUUCUUGUUAUCGCUCUAGCCCUUCGGGAUGUCCUUCGCCCGAAGGGCAGUGCUGUUGUGAUUCUCAUGCUUUCCGCGGUUUGGUACUGGACCAGCGCGGUCUGGGCUGCGGUGACCAAGGACAUUUUGGCAGAGCUUGGCGCAGCGCUGGUCUAUCCCUCCACGAGCAUAUGGCUGACUUUUGUCCCACAGGCAUUGACCUAUUUCUUGGUGCAGAUCUUCGCAUGGCUUGCAGGGCUCAACAUCUUUGAAGGAACCUUCACGCGCUCCAAAAGCGGUAUGAGCUUCGGCACUUGGCAGCUUGCCGGGUCUGCGUAUUUUUAUGGUCAGCUUUUUACAGUGGCGGCACUGGCUCUCGACGCUCCGAGCAUCGUGUUCGUGGUGAAGGCCAUAGAGCCUCUUAGCACCGCGCUGCUUGCGAUACCGGUGCUGCGACAGAGCUUCCAGCCGCAGCUGUUUCUGGCAAUUGUUGUUGCCUGCAGCGGCAUUAUGAUAACGGCGUGGGCCGCUCAUGGCGGCUCCAGCGUGGUGCAGAGUGGCAGCGCCUACGUUGCGAUGUGCAUGGGGAUGCUGGCCAACAUCGGCUUCUCCUGCCGAGCCUGUGUGGCGAAGAGGGCCUUGGUCUUCGAGAGCAACCACCCGCUCCAGGCGUUUGGGAAACUCACCGUAUCGGCAACACAGUCUGGAACUGUUGACGCCCGAAACGCUCUUCCUGUGACACUGCAAG